This is a messenger RNA of Chanos chanos (milkfish), 1650 nucleotides long. It is a transcript of the gene bend4, whose product is annotated as BEN domain containing 4. Lineage: Eukaryota; Metazoa; Chordata; Actinopteri; Gonorynchiformes; Chanidae. The transcript is spliced from 5 exons. Gene Ontology annotation, molecular function: DNA binding. The record is from RefSeq and is a predicted model, not a curated record. Bases 1 to 1650 code for a protein of 549 amino acids.
AUGGAGGAGGAGAUGCUACCAGCGGACGAGGGUCUGUCUGCACCCAAAAUCUGCAGACAGAAGCGAGGUCCCUACCACACUCUCAAGACCUUCCCGAGCAAGCGGACAGCGGGGAAAACGAGAUACGACAGACCCACAAUGGUGGAUAUCCCGCAGCUAGGAGACGUCGGAGGGCAUCAACACCAUCAUCUCAGUCAGCAUCAUCAAUAUUCACAUCAGCAGCAGCGCCUGCAGCUUCAACAGACCUCAGUCACUAUCAGCAGCACUCAGCACCACCACCAGCCGCCGCAUCAUCGUUUCCCUUGCGAAAACAGGCCCAGUAGCGGAGUCGCGACAUCCACCUCAGCAUCAGCGGGAAGCACAGCGGCAGCAGCAUCGUUUGGCCAGCGACGUGUCGGCAGCGGUGUACCGUUGCGCCACGAAUCCAGGUACUCAGCUGGACGGAACGAACUCUGCCACGAGUCCCCAGACUGCACAUAUGGAAUAAGCGCAGAAAAUCGUCUCAUUCUGGAUGCGUUUGCUCAGCAGUGCAGUCGUGUCCUCAGUUUGCUCAAUAGCAAUGGGAGGUUGAUGGACAUGCAGCCCACGCUGGGCCCUCCAACCUCUUCCCUCACCUCUCACAUCAAACAGGAGGAGGGAUGUGCAGCAGAAGGAGACAGACCAGGGCUAGGAGGAGGUGGACAUAAACCAAGGCUGGACGAGUCUUCGGACCAGGCCCGGGAGGACAAGGACAGUGCUCAGCGUGGCCAGUGGAACCAGCAGCAGACCUCUGCUUUCCUGCGCAUCUUCACUGACUCGCUCCAGAAUUACCUGAUGGUCGGACAGCAGAGCUCCGAAGGUGAGCGCAGCCGCCAGGCGGAUCCUGAACCAGUGCCGUCUACGUCGCCGACACACAACCUGGGCGGAUGGGCUUCCCCGGCUCCCUCCGAGUCCUACGGCCACCCCUCGUCCACUCUGCCUGAGGAAGACGAUGAGGAGGAAGGGUGUUGCCCACGGUGUAUUGAGUUGGAACAGGAGGUAUUGUCCCUGCAACAGGAAAAUGAAGAGUUGAGACAUAAACUGGAGACUGUACCAGCUCCCAAUCAGAAUGUCCUUGACUUCUUCAAGACUGUCCUCCAGCAUCACAACCAGUUUGUCCAACCUACAUCUGAAGACCAGCUUACAGAGGGCAGUAAGCAGCUUUUGGGGAACUACCCUCUGUUUAUCACCAACAAACAGUGGGAUGAGGCGGUCAACUCCUCCAAGAAAGACGGCAGACGGUUGCUAAGAUACCUUAUUCGUUUUGUUUUCACCACGGACGAGCUGAAGUAUUCAUGCGGGCUUGGAAAGAGGAAACGCUCCAUCCAUACGGGAGAUACUGGUCCAGAGAGACGACCUCUGAACCCUGUUAAAGUCACCUGCCUUAGAGAGUUUAUACGAAUGCACUGUGCCUCUAACCCUGACUGGUGGAUGCCAUCUGAGGAGCAGAUAAAUAAAGUGUUCAGUGAUGCGGUUGGGCAUGCACGCCAGGGCAGGGCCGUGGGCACCUUCCUGGGGAGCGGAGGCAGUGGCAGCAGUAGCAGUGGUAGUUUGUACAUGGAGAACUACGAUAGCCACCUGUCCCAGGAGGAGCUCCUCCUCAAGGGCUCCCAAAAUGGGCUGGCUGACUAG